This is a messenger RNA of Alosa sapidissima (American shad), 5573 nucleotides long. It is a transcript of the gene plppr2a, whose product is annotated as phospholipid phosphatase related 2a. Gene Ontology annotation, molecular function: phosphatidate phosphatase activity. The coding region runs from base 810 to 1853 and encodes 347 amino acids. The record is from RefSeq and is a predicted model, not a curated record. Gene Ontology annotation, biological process: signal transduction; phospholipid metabolic process; phospholipid dephosphorylation. Lineage: Eukaryota; Metazoa; Chordata; Actinopteri; Clupeiformes; Clupeidae. The transcript has 8 exons.
UCUCUCUCUCGCUCUCUCAGGCACACAUGCUUUGUCCUCUGUGUGACUGAGCUCAAAGCAUGCAGACCGCAGAUUGCUACCACCUGCAUCCCCGUGCAGAAGAGAUCAUCUAAGGAGGCUAAUUAGACCAGGGGAGCGUGCUCUCUGUCUGUCUGUGCGUGCGUGUGUGUGUGUGUGUGAGAGAGAGAGGGAGUGUGUGAGCAUGUGUGUUUGAGAGCCUGAGUGUGUGUGUGUGUACGAGUAGGAGGAGGGGUGCUUGCCGUCGCUCUUCAUCUCUGUCUGACCAGCUCCUUGUCUCUAGCUCUCCUCUCAGCGCAGUUUGUGUGUGUGUGUGUUUAUGUGUGUGUGUGUGUGUGAAUGUUUAUGAGUGGAGGACAAGAGACAAAAGCUACAGAGAGUGGGAAAGAGAGAGAGAGGGAGAGAGAAAAAGGAACAGAGCGGGAAAGAAGGAGACCACACAAGAGAGAGAGAGAGAGAGAGGGGGAAAGAGAGAGAGAGCAGAGGAGGAAGAGAGGAGGUGAAGAAGAAGAAGAAGGAUUUGGCCGCAUGUGCGCCUGCAACCAUCCAUCUCCUCCAGCAGCUCCUGCUCGUCCAGACAGAAGCGCAGACAGACACACACACACACACACACACACACACAGAUGGCCAGACGAACAGGCAUGGCUUCAGCGUAAAGGAAACCCAGUCAGCACGGCAACAGACCAGCGUCAGCCACGCCGCCACGCUACCUGAGGUGUGAAGAGAGCGUCAGGAAGAGUGAUUGCAGGAGUUGACAAAGGAGGAGCAAGAGAAAGACAAGGUGAACCAGAAUGGCAGAGGAAAAGCCAGGACUGAAGAGCAGCAGCUCCAUUGUGCCCUGCUUCCUAUUUGUGGAGCUGGUGAUCAUGGCUGGCACUGUGCUCCUGGCGUACUACUUUGAGUACACCGACACCUUCCCCGUGCACAUCCAGGGCUUCUUCUGCUACGACAAGGCCUUCUCCAAGCCCUACCCGGGACCCGAGCACACCAGCAAGGUGCCCCCCGUCCUGGUCUACUCGCUGGUCACCGCCAUCCCCACCCUGACGAUCCUGAUGGGGGAGCUGAUGGUGUUCUUCCUGAAGGCGGAGGGGACUCAGGAGAAGACUAUCGUCACCGCAGACUGCUGCUACUUCAACCCCCUCUUCAGACGCAUCAUACGCUUUCUUGGCGUCUACUCUUUCGGCCUCUUCACCACCAGCAUCUUUGCCAACGCCGGCCAGGUGGUGACGGGCAACCAGACGCCGCACUUCCUGACGGCGUGCCGGCCCAACUACACGGCGCUGGGCUGCCAGUCGGCCAUGCAGUACAUCACGGAGCGUCGCGCCUGCACGGGCAACCCUCUGGUGGUCGCCUCAGCGCGCAAGUCCUUCCCCUCCAAAGACGCUGCGCUCAGUGUCUACUCCGCAGUCUACACGGUGAUGUACGUGACGCUGGUGUCUCGGACGAAAGGCACCCGUCUGGCCAAGCCCACAGUGAGCCUGACGCUGCUGUGCCUGGCCAUGCUGGUGGGUGUGGUGCGCGUGGCCGAGUACCGCAACCACUGGUCAGACGUGCUGGCCGGCUUCUUCACCGGAGCCGCCAUCGCCAUCUUCCUGGUGACGUGCGUGAUCAACAACUUCCAGCAGGGGCAGCCACCGCCUCCCCCCGCCCGACCCCAGCGGCCUGAGUCCGUGCUGGGCGUGCCCAUGGUCUCGCUGCCCUGCGUGGACAGUCCACUCGAAAACAGACUCCACGGGGAUCACCAUUCACUGAGAUCACAUGACCAUCAGCCCUAUCGGUUCCCCGCCACCCCCGAUGUCCUCAUACCGUCUCGCUCCAUUUCCAGCGAAGUCUAGACCAGCCGGCCGAGCAGCCGCACCACUGCGCCGCCCACCCGGGUCCCGGACGCUACGCCACCCUCUACCGCUCCUACUCCACGCAGGUCUAGACCACCACCACCACCACCACCCUCUGCCCACCUCCACCCUCCAUCAUGCUACAUACUACGCCUCCCUGCCAUGCUCAGAUCACUCUGCCUCCCCCCCUCCCCUCCCAAACAAUUAGCUAAGCAACCAACUCCGAUGAAACUUUCCGCAGAUUUCCCAACUUUCCGAUGUCUUUUAUUCCCGAUCCUAAACCCCUGGGGAACCGAUGGGUCCCAUGAAGAGGGACUCAACAACUUUAAAAAAAAAAAAAAGAAGAAGAAGACUGCAACUCUCAGUACAGUGUCAGGUGUUUGUUAUUUAUUUGAGAGGUUUGUUUUUUUUUGUUUGUUUGUUUUGUCUUCUGAUAUCAGUAGUUAUACAGAGUAUUAAGUUAUCUUAAUGGUGUCCGAUUUUGGAAAAAAAAAAAAAAAGUGCCAGCAAAGCAAAAAAGGAUUCCCCAUACUGGGGUGUCCUCUUGCUUUAGAAAUGCACUCCUCUCCUGGGAAAGAAACUGUUAUAUACUGUUCUCCACUGCAGCUGUAAACAUCCAGGGGAUGACCUUCUCAUCACCUCAUGUUUCCAAGCAUUCCUCUAAAUCAAGAGAUCCACAUCCAAGGGUCUCUGAUGGACACUCACAGUGGACAUUUCCAGUCUCAGCAUCAUGAAAUUUAACGUUGCACACAGUUCAUACACACAACAGCCAGAGAGCCUCGACUUGUCUCCUGACACACUGGAGGAACGUGCUGUACAUCUCCUCACAGUCACCUGGGCUGUUCACUGAGGCGCUGCACAAGCCAGCAUCAUGGAGCAUCUCAGCAAGUCUGGACUGUCUUCCUGUCUGUGUCGGCUGUUGGUGUAGUCGAUGUAGCACAACAGUGUUCACCACAUCCAGCAACCGUUCACCACCCCCACCCCCCCUCAAACACACACCAACACACACAGAAAAAGAAAACAGAACGCUACCGCUCAGACGUCUUGUCAGCCCCACAAAGUCUCCUCUCCUCUCACUCCGUUUACAAAGAUCAAAGAGCCUUCACACUUCUUCUCAGGAGAACGAUACAUAAACAAACGAAGGAAAGAAACACAGACACACACACACACACACACACACACACACACACGCAUACAUACACACACACACACACACACACACACACACACACACACACACACACAUACACUCUCGAGGCCCCCUGAGGGAGAUGCUAAAACAUGCUGUCAGUGUGUUCCAGAGCACGUACACGAACAGCUAGCAGAUGACAAGCCACAUCGGGCUGUGUACUGUUCUCAGUGUUUAGGGUAAGCCUACAUCUGUUCGGUCUUAAAGGACUUCUGGCGGGCAGGGGGGCCUUGGUCACUAGUAUAUCCUCCUGACUGGGGCCACCUGCACAGGACUACUGUGGAGGAAACCAGUGGAUGCUGCAAUGGAACGGACUUGGCAGGAUAUCUCAACUUAAGCAGCAUCCCCGGUUUUCACCACGGCUUUGAUUGUGUACAUGUUAACUUGAUUUAUUUCUCUCGGCUGAGAUUAUUCAUGGCUUUGAUUUUUGUUUUCUGUAGAUAGACAUGUAAAAAUGUUCUCCACACGUCUGUGUCCCUCACCUGGUGUGACAGUUUUGCGGGUCUUAAUUUUGCACAGUCUCUCUCCUCACACCACUCCCAUCCCACCUUUAGAGUUUGCCCUUCAGCUUGCUGUGUUUCUUCUCCUGACAUGGUCGGCUUUUUUCUAUUCUCAACUCUCAUUGUGUGAUGUGAGGUUGCCCCCUCUGCUGGAUCAACACCAAUACACUCACUUACGCAUCAGAGGAACAUAAGAACCAUGUCACACACACACACACACACACACACACACAUAAACUCAUCCUCAUACACAUUUCUUUCUCUGAGCCUCCAGCCUACAUCCCCUGCACCCACACACACCCACACACACCCACACACACACACACACACACACACACACCUCUUUUUUCACUUUCUUACACUGGAACCUAUUUGUAUACAUAUUUCUUUUGUAAAUAGCUCUUUCUGUUUUUGUAUGGGAAUUUUUUUUUACAUUUUUGAACACCCAAGCACCCCCAUGCACUCUCAGUCCCUGCAUCUGUGAUGGGAUUAGUGAAAUGUGGGUUGCAUGGCUGUGCCACGGAUGAGAUGGAGAACCAGUGUCUCUGAAUUGGACCAGAUGCUGAAGGCCAGAGGCAAAGUGUGCUCAUCCAUUUCUCCACCAUGCAGACAUGGCAAGUUGCAUGAUUAAGUUUGACAUCCCAAAAUGGGGCAAGCCUUUGAUGUCGAUGGAGGAUCUAUCAAGUUUUUGUUGUUUUUUUUAGCUGGAAAUAAUGUCCGACGCUGUCAGCAAGCAUUCUGAAUCUGAGGCCUUGUCAUUGGAAGCCACAGGCUCUGCGGUGGGUUGCCACAAUACACUCUCACCUUAUCUGUCAGAAACAAGCAUGAAGACACACGGUUCCACUGUAGUGUCAAACCACGGUGGCGACACAGCAGCGCUGUAAAACCACAUCAAACGGAUUAAGCCACUUCAGGAGAUAUACAAGCUCAGAGACGUGCUGUUAGAUGAGCUGUUUCGAGCCUAAAGGCAAGACAAGCUUGCAGACUAGACACAUCCCAAAGCAAAUAAUUAGUUAUGGGCCAAUGAGACAGUGCUUUCAAGCUGUGUGAUCUGACCUGUCUAACAUGGGUGCGAUUUCUUUUUUUAAGCUUCAUCUUGGGUUUGUUUUGGUUUGACUUGAAACCAUACAGCAUUUUCAGUCUUCAUAGGGUUCUGCCUCAAGUAGGCCCUGUAGUUAGAUUGUGAAACAUGAAAUGAAACAUGAGAUGUUUUUGGGACUUCACUACCUGGGCACACAGGCAGCUCUAACCGUGACCUCUGUUUGCUGUCUGUGGGAUCCCAGUCUAUCAAACCCCCGUUUUGUGUACAGAAACGACUUAGUCUUGCUUCACGGGGCCCAACAGCCAUUACCUCUGGGACCAAUUUGUAGUCAGUGCCCGAAAAAACGAAUUCAUAAAAUGUGAGUCAGCGCUGCGGCCAUCUGCACGGGGACCCGCGACUGCCCAAAGUUAGCCCCGUCCGCUAAUGAGUUUAUCACGGUCUAACUCUCCGCCGAGCCUCCAGAGCCCAUUUCAUUAGCAGCUUUUGCGAGGCCUGAAUAUGUAGCUCUCCUCUCAGCUGUCUUAAAGGGACAGUCACAGAGGAGCAGAGCCCUAAUGCAUACAGAGGUUUGUACAGUAAAUGGUAGGAAGACUUUGUCCUUAAGCACUGGUCCAAGGUCAGUUUCAAAACUGAGCCUGAAUGGAGAAGGCUGGAGUAAGCACAUCUCUUAUGACACUUGGUUUGACAAGGAAAAAAGAUGGCACAAAAGUAAAAACAGUUGGUUAGUUGUUGAUACAAUGUAUAAGACAGUCAUGAUGUGAGCAUCUUUGAGUUGAAUGGUGUUUACGGAUGUAUUCGUCUACAUUUCUUCAAAAACUUCUGGAUCACUGAUUUUGAUCUGUAAUAGGUACACUUUUCUGAGGCACAUGGAUGGAAUUGGGAAGGUGCUUUUUAAGAGGGUUCCACUCCUUUCUCUCAUGUUGUAAUGAAGUACCUUCUGUUUUGUAAUGAAUUGUCUGAUGAGAACAAUAAAUGGAUAUUGCAAUAAA